Messenger RNA from Momordica charantia (bitter melon), 1416 nucleotides. Its product is annotated as WD-40 repeat-containing protein MSI2. The record is from RefSeq and is a predicted model, not a curated record. Gene Ontology annotation, molecular function: protein binding. NCBI's taxonomy places the organism in Eukaryota, Viridiplantae, Streptophyta, Magnoliopsida, Cucurbitales, Cucurbitaceae.
AAAGGGUUUCUCGAAGCUCAACUGGAGUCGCAGCCAUGGCGGGAGAAGCAGAUGGCGGUGUCGAUGAGGUGGUGGAGGAGUUCGCUAUCUGGAAGAAGAAUUCUCCCUACUUAUACGAUCUUAUCAUUUCCCACUCACUGGAAUGGCCGUCUCUCACCGUCGAUUGGGUUCCGUCGGCCCCAUUUCCUCACCAGGCAAACCCCUCUCUCGCCGUCCACAAACUCGUCCUUGGAACCCACACAUCGGAGGACGUACCAAAUUUUCUCGUGGUGGCCGAUGCUAUUUUACCCAUCAAAGCAUCCGAAACCAGAAUCGACGCUACCGGGGAAAACCCCAUUAUCCCUAAGAUAGAGAUAACCCAGAGAAUACGAGUCGAUGGGGAGGUAAACAGAGCUCGGUGCAUGCCGCAGAACCCAGAAAUUUUUGGUGCAAAAACGAGUGGCUGCGAGGUGUAUGUUUUUAAUUGUAGUAAACAGGGGGCGAAGGCUCAGGGAGCUGAGUGCGAGCCUGAUUUGAGAUUGAGGGGUCAUGAUAAAGAGGGUUAUGGGUUGUCUUGGAGCCCGYUUAAGGAGGGUUACCUCUUAAGUGGCUCACAUGAUCAGAAAAUCUGUUUGUGGGAUGUGUCUUCCAUGGCUGAGAAGAACGUGCUUGAUGCUAUACACAUUUAUGAGGCUCAUGAAAGUGUGGUCGGCGAUGUKUCAUGGCAUUUGAAGAAUGAGAACUUGUUUGGAUCUGUAGGUGAUGAUUGCCAGUUGGUGAUAUGGGAUUUGCGCACAAACCAAGCUGUGGAUUCUGUCCGAGCUCACGAGGAGGAGGUGAACUAUGUAUCUUUCAACCCAUAUAACGAAUGGAUACUGGCAACAGCAUCAUCCGACACCACCGUGGGCCUAUUCGAUCUACGAAAGCUUGCCGAGCCACUCCACGUUCUUAGCAGCCACACGGAGGGAGUGUAUCAGGUGGAAUGGGAUCCUAAUCAUGAAACAGUGCUGGCAUCCUCCGGUGACGACCGAAGGCUGAUGGUGUGGGAACUCAAGAGCAUAGGAAACGAGCAGGAUGGAGACGCGGAAGAYGGGCCUCCAGAGCUGCUGUUUUCCCAUGGAGGUCACAAGGCUAAAAUAUCAGACUUCAGCUGGAACAGGGAGGAGCCAUGGGUGAUCUCAAGUGUAGCUGAAGAUAACUCGGUUCAGGUCUGGCAAAUGGCCAAAAGCAUUUACCGAUGAUGGUAUCUGCAAAACCCAGAGGACAAAUCGGGUGAGAACUGAGAACCAUUGUUGAACUUAGCUAAUUUUAAGGUUUUUUUUUUCCAGAUCUUAUGUUAUUAUAUAUUAGGUGUUGUCUUGUUGUGUGUUAUGUUUGUGUUGCUGUUCUUGAAAGGAUUUCUAAAACCACUAACACAGCACCGCAUUUACUAUUCAA